CCCUUCCCCACGCAUUCUUACAAACCCUUUUAUUGUCAAAAACGUCCGAAAAAGAAAGCUUAUAAACCCUCCUAAACCCUUCUUCUCCGUACAUCUGAGUCCUCAACGCCACAAGGAAAUGAAUUGAAAUACUUCCAUUGUUUACUGAUUUUAGUUUGCAUUUAGAAACAUGAAUUUCAACAACGUUAAGGUUCCCAAAGUUCCAGGUGGUGGUGCAUUUUCUACUUUGCUUAAGGUGGGAAUUAUUGGUGGGCUCGGUUUGUAUGGAGCAGCCAACAGUCUUUACAAUGUAGAGGGAGGUCAUCGAGCCAUAGUCUUUAACCGCAUCACCGGUAUAAAGGACAAGGUAUAUCCUGAAGGGACUCACCUUAUAAUUCCGUGGUUUGAAAGACCAAUCAUCUAUGAUGUCCGUGCACGACCCUAUCCAGUGGAGAGUACUUCUGGAAGCCGUGAUCUUCAAAUGGUGAAAAUAGGCCUUCGAGUUCUGAUACGACCUGUGCCAAACCAGCUACCUACUAUUUAUAGAACCCUUGGUGUGGAUUAUAGUGAUCGGCUCCUGCCUUCAAUUAUUCAUGAAACUUUGAAAGCUGUGGUUGCGCAGUAUAAUGCUAGCCAGCUUAUUACUCAGAGAGAGAAUGUUAGUAGAGAAAUUCGGAAGAUUUUGACUGAGAGGGCAGCCAAUUUCAAUAUUGCACUGGAUGAUGUCUCGAUUACUAGCCUAACCUUUGGAAGGGAGUUUACUGCUGCCAUUGAAGCCAAACAAGUGGCUGCACAAGAAGCUGAGAGGGCUAAAUUCGUUGUGGAAAAAGCUGAACAAGACAAGAAAAGUGCCAUCAUCAGAGCACAGGGUGAGGCCACAAGUGCCCAGCUCAUCGGUCAGGCCAUCGCCAACAAUCCUGCAUUUAUUGCUCUAAGGAAGAUUGAAGCUGCAAGAGAAAUUGCACAUACCAUCGCCAAUUCAGCCAACAAGGCUUUCUUGAAUUCUGGUGAUCUGUUGCUGAACCUUCAGGGGAUGGAUUUGGAGCCAAGUGGGAAAAAAUAGGCGUUUCAAGUUGAAUGAUAUUCUCCCAUGAUUUAGUUUCAUUUUUUCAAGUUUUCAAUUGUUGGGUAUAGUUUGUUUUUUAAAGGAUUAUGUGAAUUGUUAUACGAAUGUUGAAUUGCCUUAUGAGUUACUGUGGAUGAAGAUCCACAUCUUCCUAGAAACCCUCGUGCAAGUUAUCACAUUCAGGUUUCCUCCUGGGUGUUGGAUAUCAUUUUGUUGAUUAUCAAUGAAUUUUGAACCUGCUUCAACACUUUUAUUCUA
Molecule: messenger RNA, 1303 nt
Organism: Ziziphus jujuba (common jujube)
Lineage: Eukaryota; Viridiplantae; Streptophyta; Magnoliopsida; Rosales; Rhamnaceae
Product: prohibitin-1, mitochondrial
Exons: 6
Coding region: 170-1042 (290 amino acids)
Biological process (GO): mitochondrion organization
Cellular component (GO): mitochondrion; membrane
Source: RefSeq, a predicted model, not a curated record